Ictalurus punctatus (channel catfish) is the source of this 2739-nucleotide messenger RNA. Its product is annotated as interferon-induced GTP-binding protein Mx3. Gene Ontology annotation, molecular function: GTPase activity; microtubule binding; GTP binding. Gene Ontology annotation, cellular component: microtubule; membrane; cytoplasm. The transcript has 14 exons. Lineage: Eukaryota; Metazoa; Chordata; Actinopteri; Siluriformes; Ictaluridae. The record is from RefSeq and is a predicted model, not a curated record. Gene Ontology annotation, biological process: defense response to virus. The coding region runs from base 81 to 1979 and encodes 632 amino acids.
AUUAGAGGUAUGGCAUAUGACUUCUGGGUGUGUUCACAUAUAUAGAGCCUUUGCAAAAUCAAGUUACUGUACACAGCUAGAUGAUGGAGAGUGAACAAGGAAGCUAUGAAGACAUUGCUUAUGCUGGGGAAAAGAGUAAACCAGUGGAAGGGGUUUUCCAUAGCCAUUUAGAGGAGAGGGUCCGUCCUUAUGUUGAUCUGAUUGACUAUUUGAGACUGAUUGGAAUUGAAGAAGAUUUGGCUUUGCCAACUAUAGCUGUAAUUGGAGAUCAGAGUUCUGGAAAAAGCUCUGUGUUAGAAGCGCUAUCUGGAGUGGCAUUGCCCAGAGGAAGUGGUAUUGUGACAAGAUGUCCACUGGAGUUAAAGCUGAGGAAGAUUAAAUGUGGUGUUCAAUGGCAAGCCGUAAUAUCUUACAAUGAUCAGUUCAUUGAGUUUGAUGACCCAUCACUGGUUGAGGGCUACGUUAAAGCAGCCCAGAAUGAGCUGGCUGGAGAAGGUGUUGGGAUUUGUGAUGAACUCAUCACUCUGGAGAUCAUGGCUCCUGAUGUGUGUGACCUCACACUGAUUGAUCUCCCUGGGAUUACCCGAGUUCCUGUAAAAGGUCAACCAGAGGACAUCGGACAUCAGAUCAAAAAUCUCAUACGGAAAUAUAUAGAGAAGGACCAAACUAUAAAUCUGGUCGUGGUCCCAUGUAAUGUUGACAUAGCAACAACAGAAGCUCUGAAAAUGGCACAGGAAGUGGAUCCUGAAGGAAAAAGGACAUUGGCUAUUCUCACAAAGCCAGACCUUGUAGACAGAGGAACAGAGAAAAACAUCUUGGAUAUAAUCCGAAAUCAGGUCAUUCCCUUAAGCAAAGGGUAUGUCAUCGUUAAGUGCCGUGGCCAACAGCAAAUUGAUGAUAAAAUCUCUCUGUCUGAGGCCACUCGAGUAGAGAAGGAAUUCUUCAGACGUCAUGAAUUCUUCAAUUGCCUGUUGUACGAGGAGAAAGCAACUAUUCAGUGUCUUGCCAGCAAACUGACUCAAGACCUGGUUGAUCACAUCAAAAAAUCGUUACCUCUGAUCUCAGAGGAGAUCAAGAAGCAGCUGUGGAGCUUGAGAAAAGAGCUAAGUCAGUGUGAAGCUGGUCCACCACUGGACCCACAGAAGAGGAAGAUCUUUUUUAUUGAUACCUUGACAAAAUUUAAUGAUAAGAUCAACCGCUUGGCAUCUGGGGAAGUGGUCAACAAUGACAACUUGUUUGUAAUGCUUCGGUCUGAAUUCAAAAAGUGGAAAGAUCAUCUUGACAACACAAAGGCAUCAUUCCACAAAACGGUCCAUGAAGUGGUGAGUGAAUAUGACCUGAAGCACAGAGGACGUGAACUGCCUGGUUUCAGUGACUACAAGGUGUUUGAGAUGGUGAUGCAGAAGCUUGUGAUCCAGCUAACAGGACCAGCUAUUGACACACUCAGGGUCAUCAGAGACACCAUUCAGAAAGAGUUUUCAGAUGUGUCCAAAACCUGCUUCAACAUCUACCCUUUCCUCCAGUGUGUUGCUAUGAACAAGAUCGACAACAUUCAGUCAAAGCAGGAAGCCAAGGUGGAGCAAAGGCUCAUGGAGCAGUUUGAGAUGGAGCAACUGGUCUAUACUCAAGAUGGCAUCUACUUCAAGACCUUGAAUGAGACUCACUCUGCUGAGGGACAAAAUGCUUCAGAAGACAACUUUGCUGGGUUUGACAACAGAAACAAAUAUCCUGUUAUGCUGCAGGCGUAUUACGAGAUCGUGGUGCAGCGCUUGGCUGACCAGGUGCCCAUGCUGAUCCGAUACUUCAUGCUGAAGGAAUCCGCUCAGCUGCUGUGCAGUGAGAUACUGGGUUUAAUGGACGGUGCCAAUGUGGCCGAUGCCCUGCGUGAAGAGUCGGAUGUCAGCAGAUGCCGCAUUGACAUGCAGAACCGCACGGACCGUCUUACCCUUGCUCAAGACAAACUCAGCAACUUUGUUUAAAGCAACGGGUUUCUUUGUAAAACUAUAUAGCAGGGUUUUACAUCCUUUCUAGUUUAACACCUGAAUCAACCUAUCAGCUAAUUACCUUUGACCACUGACAUCACUGAUCUACACAAACAGCUUUUGUAUUUCACAGAAGAGGCCUUUUGGACAUUAAGGACAUGUUGGUCUGUUGUUGUUUAUUUAGAUAUGCUAUAUUCUGAAGUUUUUCAGAUUGAAGAUAUAUCAAGAGUUCUUAGUUAAUUUUAGUUAAAACGUGUAAUUUUUGCUGAACGUUUAUUCUUUUAUACGUUUCAGACCCAGUAACAAAUCACAAAAUUAGUUCAUACCGAAAUGUCUGAAAAUCCUUUUCUUGUCCCUAAGAGUAAAAAAAUUAGUAGUGUCUUACGAGCUUUCAAGUGCACACAUGAUUGAGUUUUAUAAGAUUUGAUAUAUAUAUAUAUAUAUAUAUAUAUAUAUAUGUAUGUAUAUAAUUUGUGGUUUUUACCAUUAAAUUUACAAUAGACAUGCAUAUAUUUGUACAAAUAUUGUACUAAUAUUAUUCUUUUUUCUAAUUAUACUUGUGCUACACUUUUCUCAUUUUUUUUUUAAAGGAAACCAAGUAUCAUGGCUGUUCUGAUAAUUACCAGAAAGAACUUGACAAAAAUAGUAGUGUUAUACUAGUAUAGUGUUUUCUGCCUUUUUUCUGGCCUCUUACCUUUAAUGAUGAUUUAUUUGUAAGAAAAGAUUAAGCUUAGAAGACCUAGCAAAUUGCAAUGUA